UCUGUAGAAGUGUAGAAAUUAUUACGAUCGCGAUUCCGACAGAUUUUCUUCAGAUUCGGAUUUCCGACAAAUUGUUCGAUUUGACCGUAUCUGUCUUAUUUCCAUUAACGUGAAAGUUAAUUCUAAAUAAUCAUGAAUGCCUCACGAACGAUUGUAUCCAGGCUAUUUCAACAAUCUGUGAGGCGCUACCACAAUGAGCACUUCAAGCCGCCCACCAUGGACGAGCUGCCGGUACCUCGGGGCUCCUGGCAGGCCCAGUAUGACGCUAACCAGCGCCGCUACAACCUCGUUCUUUUGUUUGGAAUCGCCUUCACUGCUGGAACAUUGGCUGUUGCUAAGGCUUCUGGACUGGUGUACCUGAACUACUCUCCCCCAAAGUCUCUGGAUUAGAUUUUGCUGUGAUUACAUUAUAAUUCAAAUUUUGUAAAAGAAAUGUCAGGAGUGAGGAAAACGACUUUGUGACAGUUACAUUUACAAAAAUUGAAUAAAAAUCAAUUAAUAGUCGCCUUAGUAUUCUAAUCAAUAUAUUUUUUGUUUUAGUUGACAUUUUCAUUUCCGUUAUAUUCCAACUCUAGCUUUGCGAUGACGCAACGCAACUAUAUCA
Molecule: messenger RNA, 604 nt
Organism: Spodoptera exigua (beet armyworm)
Lineage: Eukaryota; Metazoa; Arthropoda; Insecta; Lepidoptera; Noctuidae
Source: the annotation of a GenBank genome assembly